Molecule: messenger RNA, 2825 nt
Organism: Microtus ochrogaster (prairie vole)
Lineage: Eukaryota; Metazoa; Chordata; Mammalia; Rodentia; Cricetidae
Gene: P2rx4
Product: purinergic receptor P2X 4
Biological process (GO): response to ATP; calcium ion transmembrane transport
Cellular component (GO): plasma membrane
Molecular function (GO): extracellularly ATP-gated monoatomic cation channel activity; ATP binding; purinergic nucleotide receptor activity
Source: RefSeq, a predicted model, not a curated record
GUAUAAACUCCCUACUGCGUUUAUACCGCACAAGGCAAGAGGCUGUCCUGUCUCUGCUCACUGGACAGUACCUGGAGGAAGGUACUUCUCGGGUGUAUGUGUUCCACUAAAUAUGAAACACCUGUGAAAACAUGGCAGGGCAUGCUGUACGUGGCAUCAAACAAGGGCGUUCUCCCUAAGCUCGGUGGAUACAGGACACCUUCCUGGUCCUGGCUGCUUCCUCCUCUCAGAUGCCACUGAGACAGUUAUGGGGCAGGGACAUGGCCUGACUUCAGUUCUAGAAGGGGUAAAUGAUGGCACUUGUGGCUGACAACCCAGGACACCAGAUAUUUGCACCCACCCCUUACUAUUAAAAAUCACCAUGCACCCUAGAGGUUCAGAAAGCACUUGGCGCAGCUUCCUGUUUUACAGCCAGAGCAAGUUUGGCUCCCUCAGGGGUAGCUGUUCUCUGCAGCACUCAGGUCCUCUAGGAAUGUGACACUAAGUUCCCCCAGGGGAGCAGUUCAUUAUCCUGCGUGGAACUCGCUGAGCUGACCUUGGCAACAGGGAGGAACCCAUCUGCUCCUCGCUUCUCCUAGGCCUGGGGGUGGGGGUCAUUGCCCUGUCGCUUUCGAGUUGACAGUGCUCCCCUGUCCCGCUCCAGAGGUAAUUCAUCCCUGAGGGCAAAGCCACUCUCGCUCUUCAAACUCCAGCCCCUUGAGGGGUCAUCAGUUGGGGUGUCGCCCUCGGGUGGCCGAGGGGGAGGAGACGAGCACCUCAGGUCACGCGCCGCCUAUUUCCGGGCGCCGCGGCGGGCCUACCCGAGCUGCUGGGCGGGGCUGCGGCCGUGCCCCAGCUGCGACGAGGCGACCCCGCGGUGCUCACCCCGCGGAGCGGGCGGCAGAACCAUGGCCGGCUGCUGCUCGGUGCUCCGAGCCUUCCUGUUCGAGUACGACACGCCGCGCAUCGUGCUCAUCCGCAGCCGUAAAGUGGGGCUCAUGAACCGCCUGGUGCAGCUGCUCAUCCUGGCUUACGUCAUCGGGUGGGUGUUUGUGUGGGAAAAGGGCUACCAGGAAACUGACUCUGUGGUCAGCUCAGUGACGACCAAGGCCAAAGGCGUGGCUGUGACCAACACUUCUGAACUCGGAUUCCGGAUCUGGGAUGUGGCGGACUAUGUGAUUCCAGCCCAGGAGGAAAACUCGCUCUUCAUCAUGACCAACAUGAUCAUCACUGUGAACCAGACGCAGAGCACCUGUCCAGAAGUUCCUGAUAGGACCACCAUCUGUAACUCAGACUCGAACUGCACUCUUGGCUCCACAGGCACCCACAGCAAUGGAGUUGGGACUGGAAGAUGUGUCCCAUUCAACGAGUCUGUGAAGACCUGUGAGGUAGCAGCAUGGUGCCCAGUGGAGAACGACGCUGGCGUGCCAACGCCAGCUUUUUUAAAUGCCGCGGAAAACUUCACCCUUUUGGUAAAGAACAACAUCUGGUACCCCAAGUUUAAUUUCAGCAAGAGGAACAUUCUCCCCAACGUCACCUCUUCCUACCUCAAGUCGUGCAUUUAUGACGCUCAAACGGAUCCCUUCUGUCCCAUAUUCCGUCUUGGCAAAAUCGUGGAGGAUGCAGGGCACAGCUUUCAGGAUAUGGCAGUUGAGGGAGGCAUCAUGGGCAUUCAGGUCAAGUGGGACUGCAACCUGGACAGAGCUGCCUCCCUCUGCCUGCCCAGAUACUCCUUCCGGCGCCUCGACACCCGGGACCUGGAGCACAAUGUAUCCCCUGGCUACAAUUUCAGGUUUGCCAAGUACUACAGGGACCUCACUGGCAACGAGCAGCGCACACUCAUCAAGGCAUAUGGCAUCCGCUUUGACAUCAUCGUGUUUGGAAAGGCUGGGAAGUUUGACAUCAUCCCUACCAUGAUCAAUGUUGGCUCUGGCUUAGCACUGCUGGGGGUGGCGACUGUGCUAUGUGACGUCAUAGUCCUCUACUGCAUGAAGAAAAGAUACUACUACCGGGACAAGAAAUAUAAGUAUGUGGAAGACUACGAGCAGGGUCUCGCGGGCGAGAUGGACCAGUGAUGCCCGACCCUCCACUUCAGCCCCGCACAGCCCUCAUCAAAGCAGUGACGUGAGAAGGGAGAAACGGCUGUCGCAUCACUCGAGAGAAAGUUCCAGAGUUUAACUAUGCUCCUCCACUCCUCCACACUCAGGGCUGCCUAGUGGGUCUUGUAUCAUUUUGGUUUUGUUGUUUUUGAGCUCAGCUGGGUUUCAGGCUCAGGAUCUUUCUGCCCCAGCCCUCAAGAGUGCUGGGAUUACAGAGGUACUUCACAGUACCAUUCUCCUUAUGGGUUUUGGCAUUUUUAAAAAUCUUUUACAGUUUCACUGUAUGUACCUCAGGUUGGCCUCAAACUCAAGACAUUCCUGUACCCUCUUCAGCCUUUUCACCUCGCCUUUUGUUGUGUGUGUGUGGAGGGGGGUCAUUUGCUCACUGCACACAGCCGACUCCUGGUAUGGUGUUGGCUGGGUCACCUGUUGUUUAUGUAUAUGAGCAUACUGAGGAACUACAACAGUCAGAGAGCAGACACACUGCUGUGACUUCUGAGGCUGCCAUCUUCUCCGGCGUUUCCAGGACUGGCUCCCUUGGAAGUUCCGGUCCUCCGAGGCACAGCAGCUUUGUCCAAGCACUUUAUAAGGGAGGGGGUUCUCCAGGUGUCGCUGGCAGGCCUGGGGCACAGCUCCUCUUCCCUGUAACUAGACACUGUCCCUUGUGACAAAGGCAGAGUUGGCUUUCCCUUUCAGAAGGGCUCUGUUGAAAUGAUUGAGAACCAAACAUUAAAUGACAUUCCAAUC